This is a messenger RNA of Erythranthe guttata (spotted monkey flower), 1455 nucleotides long. The record is from RefSeq and is a predicted model, not a curated record. NCBI's taxonomy places the organism in Eukaryota, Viridiplantae, Streptophyta, Magnoliopsida, Lamiales, Phrymaceae.
AUGGCUCCACCAACAUCCAUCAAGAAAGUCCAACAGCUUAAUGGCUGUUUGGCAUCUCUGAAUAGGUUCAUUUCUAGGUCAGCAGACAAAGCUCUCCCAUUCUACAAGAUUUUAAGGGGAGGAAAAAAGUUCGAGUGGGAUGAGGCAUGUCAAAAAGCCUUCACUGAGCUAAAGUCAUAUAUCGCAUCCCUACCCGUGCUCACAAAACCUCAGCCCGGAGACACCCUCCUACUAUACCUAGCUACCUCAUCCGAUGCCAUCAGCGCAGUCCUCAUCCGAGAUGGAGGAAAAGGUCACCAACCCAUAUACUACAUAAGUCGCGCUCUUCAAGGAGCCGAGCAGUGCUAUUCCAAUACGGAGAAACUCGCCCUCGCCCUCAUCAAUGCAGCCCGGAAGCUUCGACCUUACUUCCAGUCACAUCAAGUGGUGGUUCUCACCAAUUAUCCGUUGAAACAAAUACUAAGGAGUCCCGAAACAUCCGGGCGAUUAGCAAAAUGGGCGAUAGAGCUAAGUGAAUAUGGAGUGGAAUUCAAACCCCGCCCAGCUAUCAAAGCGCAAGUAUUGGCUGACUUUCUAGUCGAAAUGACAUCAAUAGAAGAAAGCAACUCUUUACCUACUUGGUCCGUCAGCGUCGAUGGAUCUUCCACUACCACAGGACGUGGAGCGGGCAUCGUACUAACGAACCCCGACGGAGACGAAUUCGAGUAUGCUCAACGAUUCGAAUUCACAGCCUCGAACAAUGUUGCUGAAUAUGAAGCACUGAUAGCCGGAAUCCGCCUCGCCCUAGUUGCCGGAGCCCGUAAGCUCCUAAUCCAAAGUGACUCUCAGCUCGUCGUCAACCAAGUACUCGGAGCUUACGAGGCUAAAGAAGACACCAUGGCCAAAUACUUAGCUCUCGCGCACACUCUCUUAUCUAAAUUCGAGAGCUACGAGAUAAGACAAGUACCUCGCUCCAAUAACAUCCAUGCUGACAAAUUAGCUAGGCUGGGAAGCUCCAUGGCCAGCAUCGGAAGUCGGAAGGUGACGCUCCUCACCUCACCUCAGCCGGAGAUAACUUCACCUAGUGAAGUACAGUACACCGAGGAGGAUGAACCAUGCUGGUUCACUCCAAUCCUGAAGUAUCUCAAGAAGGGGGAACUUCCAACGGAUCCCACUGAAGCACGGAAGUUAAAAACAAGAGCCGCCCGCUUCAUUAUAGUGGGAGAAGAACUGUACAAACGAGGUUUCUCAUUCCCCUAUCUCAAGUGCCUCGACCUGACCACAGCGAAUUACGUACUUAGAGAAGUACAUGAAGGUAUCUGCGGAAAUCACUUGAGCGGGAGAACCUUAGCUCUUAAACUACUGAGGCAAGGUUACUACUGGCCAACGAUGCAGGAGGACGCAAAGAGAUUAGUCCGGAGGUGUGUAAGCCUUGCCAAGAGAAUGCCAAUAUUCCUCACCUGCCAGCAGCAUUAA